This is a messenger RNA of Glycine soja, 402 nucleotides long. Its product is annotated as T-complex protein 1 subunit gamma-like. The record is from RefSeq and is a predicted model, not a curated record. NCBI's taxonomy places the organism in Eukaryota, Viridiplantae, Streptophyta, Magnoliopsida, Fabales, Fabaceae. The transcript is spliced from 5 exons. Gene Ontology annotation, cellular component: chaperonin-containing T-complex. The coding region runs from base 1 to 402 and encodes 133 amino acids. Gene Ontology annotation, biological process: protein folding. Gene Ontology annotation, molecular function: ATP hydrolysis activity; ATP-dependent protein folding chaperone; ATP binding.
AUGAUUGAUGUCUAUCAGGCUAUUGCUGAUAUAAUUCGUACAACCUUGGGACCCAGGUUCAUGUUAAAAAUGCUAUUUGAUGCUUCAGGAGGCAUUAUGGUGACAAAUGAUGGAAAUGCUAUCUUGCGUGAAAUAGAUCUUGCUCAUCCUACUGCAAAGUCUAUGAUUGAAUUGAGUUGCACCCAAGAUGAAGAAGUUGGAGAUGGAACAACAUCUAUCAUCAUUCUUGCUGGUGAGAUGCUUCAUGUUGCUGAAGCACUCAUAGAUAAGAAUUAUCAUCCUACAAUUAUUUGCCGAGAUAAUUUGUCUAUAACUUAUGACAAAGCUUUGGAGGAUGCCAUUGCUGUCUUUGACAAAAUUGCUAUGCCCGUUGAUGCCAAUGAUCAUAAGUUUUGUUGCUAA